Messenger RNA from Perca flavescens (yellow perch), 3072 nucleotides. It is a transcript of the gene tppp, whose product is annotated as tubulin polymerization promoting protein. Gene Ontology annotation, cellular component: microtubule. Gene Ontology annotation, biological process: microtubule bundle formation; microtubule polymerization; positive regulation of protein polymerization. The coding region runs from base 64 to 1158 and encodes 364 amino acids. Gene Ontology annotation, molecular function: tubulin binding. The transcript is spliced from 6 exons. The record is from RefSeq and is a predicted model, not a curated record. NCBI's taxonomy places the organism in Eukaryota, Metazoa, Chordata, Actinopteri, Perciformes, Percidae.
CCAGCCUGUACAGCUUUGGCCCAGUAUGCUACCACUGUUUCCCACACGUGUCUGAGAUAGAGAAUGUGCCCAAAUGGGUGCAAUGUCGCGGUGAGAGAAUUGAUCGUUUCUUCUAAGUCUCCGCCUCUCAAAGCACCAAAAAGAUGCACCGUGCUCCAACCGCCUGUUUAUCAGCGCUCCACUAAACACCGUGGCACCAUCACCAAGGCACGAAGCAAACCGCUCGUCGCACACGGCAGCAGCCAAUCAGCGGGCUGGUUUCUCUUCAGCAUCUCGGAGGGACUGAGCACUCGGUCAAACUCAGCUCAGGCAGCAGGCAGGAAAGGGAUUUCAAGACUCCGCGACGCGCAAUUAUGGUUUUCUGAACUUGACAAGGAGGUGGAGGAUUGCAUCACCAGCACAAAGAGAAAACAAAAGUCAGCUAAUCCAAGCACUGCACAGAAGGAACCAAAUUCCUGCACAAGCAUGGCAAACCAGAAAGACAACAUAGACGACUUUAAAGUCCAGACAGCCAAGCAUCCUAACAUGGGCUCGGCCCCUUUACGGCCGCACGGUGAACAGUCUAAAGACCGGUUGUCCAAGAGGCUUUCAACUGAGUCUAAUGGGACCAGUGAAGGAGGUGUGGGCUCGUCCACACCAGUGGAGGUGACUGCUUUGGAGGAGUCUUUUCGCCGCUUCGCUAUCCACGGUGACACUCGCGCUACCGGCAAGGAAAUGCACGGAAAGAACUGGUCCAAGCUCUGCAAGGACUGUGGCGUGAUUGACGGCAAGAACAUCACCCUCACUGACGUGGACAUCGUCUUCAGCAAAGUCAAGAAGAAAUCCUGUCGCGCCAUCACAUACGACGAGUUCAAGGUUGCACUUGGAGAGCUGGCCAGGAAGAAAUAUAAAGAAAGGACUGGAGAGGAGGCUGAGGCCGAGGUCUUCAAACUGAUUGAGGGGAAGACACCUGUCAUCGCAGGAGUCACGAGAGCCGUGGCUUCCCCAACAGUGAGCCGUCUUACGGACCCCACCAAGUUUACAGGGUCACACAAGGAGCGUUUUGAUGACACUGGUCGCGGGAAGGGUAAGGCAGGACGAGUGGAUAUGGUUGACACUUCUGGAUACGUCUCGGGAUACAAACAUCGAGGGACAUAUGAAAAGAAAGUGAAUAAAUAAACCUUACCGUGGGCAAACUCAUGUGAGGGCGAGGAUAAGGAAAUAGACAUUUGAUCAACUACUAUGAUACUUUUCUAUUAAGAGUACUCAAAGAAAGCACAAACAAAAUAGCAUUUCAUAUAUUUUUCCCACCCAUCAAUUUUGUGUGUGUGUGUGUGUGUGUGAGAGAGAGAGGUUUUUGAGUUCCUCUCUUUUAGAAGUGUGAGAACUGGAAAACUGUUUACAUCUAUUUUUACAAAGUCAUCACCAGCUGGUACAUUCCUGUCUGAUAGCAAGUUACUGCCAAACACUGAAGAGAACAAACGAGAGAAAACUGCUAUGCUAUGAAUACUGAAGCUUUGUUGUAAUGAUAGGGCCUUAUAUUUAUUGAGCACAAUGAACAACAUGCCAAGAAAAACAGGCGUGGGACAACAGUUUGAUGAAUUAACAACAUUGCACUUUUUAAUGGAAACUUUUUGAAUCCCAUAUAUAUAUAUAUAUAUAUAUAUAUAGUGUAUAUUUGAUUUGCAGUUUCAACGAGAAUUAGCAAAUUUUUUGACACGUUCUUCUUUUGAAAUCUUAAAUUGUUCCAUUCUUCAGUGUUGUCUGUCUGCCAUCCACACUUGUCAACUGUUAAGUCUUAAAAAAUGUGCUGUUAAUUUUUUUGUAAGCUCACACUGUCAUUUUAAGAAUUUGCCUUCAGCUCAAACCAAGAAAAUAUAUUAAGGGUUUUGUCAACUUGUAUUAAUGUUUUUGUUGCAAAAUGCAGCGUAGUUAACGUUAGAUUUUUUUUACCUCUGUGAUAUCUUCUUACUUCUGUGAAUAGGUAAAACAAAAAUUCCUACCACGUAAACCUUUUAAAUAUGCCUGCUUAUAACAAAAAAAAUACAAUAGGAGUCUUGGAGAAUCUAUUUACUCCUACAAUGUUGUCAUUCAGACCACAAACCAUUUUGCUAACAUGCAUUUUGAAUUUUAAGUUGUUGAAAUUCAGCUGAAGGAAGCUCUAACCACAGUAGAUGAGCUCAGUUGUACAAGAUUGUAUUAAUUAUUACAUUUUACUAUUUCCUCAUGAUUUCUAUACAGUAGUUCUAAUAUAUUUGUGGUGAGAUUGUGUAUAUUCUAAAACGUUAUAGCCCCAUGGCUUAAUUUAUGACACUGGCUUCAUAUGUUGUUUUUAUGUAUUGCUGUACUUUGUGCAUGUUUAUGUAUAUUGCAUUUGAUUCAGAAGCAUAUAGAUGACAGUAGGAGUUUGUCAUAUCUUAUCUGAGCUGCUGUGAGGACAGACUACUGGACAGACUUAAAUAUUUUCUUGCAAAAAAAAAAAAAAAAAAAAAAUAGUGAUGGAAUUGCAGGAUCAUGAUGAAAUCUUGUAUUGCUUGAAAUCAAUAUGUAUCAACUUUUACAUACAAAGUCAGCUAUGCUCCAAUGCUAUUAUUAUAGUUGUCUGUUGGUAAAGAUUUAGAGUACCUUUUAUGUGUGCUAUUGUCAUCCAAGGCACAAAUUCAACUGAAAACAGGAAAAACAGAAGCAGGGUUUUACCGUUGUAUCCUUACAAAUUAGAUAAAAGGGAAAAUUGCAAAGAAGUAAUAUUUUGUAGAAUAUUUUUCCAACAUAGUGACAGUGUCACACACUACCUGUAGCCUCAGCUGAUGAAGAAUCAUGCAUCAAGUGCAAAACUUGCAGCUAUCAGUGUGUUAGUUUUCAUUUGCUGCUGUAGCUUGAUCUGUUCUCUGUGCUUAAUGCCAAAUACUGUGCACCUUUAAUGUGGAGGAACAUAUUGUCUUAUUUGUUUUUUUUCAAAUAACUUUUAAUGUACUAUUGUGCCCUGGUGCAUGCAGUGUGUUUGUGUUCUUUAGACCUCUUAAUGUGUGUUCAUGAUUUGUAGUGCAUUACUGAAAAAUAAAAACAAAGUAUAGGGUGUCAGUCAAAACACAA